AUGUCUCCUACGUUACCCAUAAUAUGUGGAAGUAUCAACAUAUCACCAUCUACAUCCAGAAAGUCGUAUGCUUUGGAAGAAGCUUGUACAGUUUGGGAAGGGGUUUUGAUUGAUAAAAAAGAAGAAUCUACUUCAACCGAUAUGCCCUUAGGCACGGCCAUACAUAACAUAGAAAUCACACUUGGAAAGGGUGGACAAUUAGCUAGAGCAGCGGGUGCUGUAGCGAAACUGAUUGCAAAAGAAGGGAAAUCGGCCACAUUAAAAUUACCUUCUGGGGAGGUCCGUUUGAUAUCCAAAAACUGCUCAGCAACAGUCGGACAAGUGGGGAAUGUUGGGGUGAACCAGAAAAGUUUGGGUAGAGCCGGAUCUAAGCGUUGGCUAGGUAAGCGCCCUGUAGUAAGAGGAGUAGUUAUGAACCCUGUAGACCAUCCACAUGGGGGUGGUGAAGGGAGGGCCCCAAUUGGUAGAAAACAACCCACAACCCCUUGGGGUUAUCCUGCACUUGGAAAAAGAAGUAGAAAAAGGAAUAAAUAUAGUGAUAAUUUGAUUCUUCGUCGCCGUAGUAAAUAGGAGAGAAAAUAGAAUUUCUUUCUUCGUCUUUACAAAACAAAAAAAUAGGAGGAAGCUGUGACACGUUCACUAAAAAAAAUCCGUUUGUAGCGAAUAAUUUAUUAAAAAAAAUAAAUAA
Lactuca sativa (garden lettuce) is the source of this 688-nucleotide messenger RNA. The record is from RefSeq and is a predicted model, not a curated record. Lineage: Eukaryota; Viridiplantae; Streptophyta; Magnoliopsida; Asterales; Asteraceae.